Molecule: messenger RNA, 1143 nt
Organism: Trichoderma citrinoviride
Lineage: Eukaryota; Fungi; Ascomycota; Sordariomycetes; Hypocreales; Hypocreaceae
Product: FMN-linked oxidoreductase
Exons: 1
Biological process (GO): 'de novo' pyrimidine nucleobase biosynthetic process
Cellular component (GO): cytoplasm
Molecular function (GO): dihydroorotate dehydrogenase activity
Source: RefSeq, a predicted model, not a curated record
AAAAAGAUGCCACCAAAAUUGCGCAUUCACCCCCCUCUCCUCAACACCGCCUCCCCAUGGGCCACGUCCCGCACGCACCUCGCCGCCCUCCUCCGCUGCCCCUCCCUCGGCGCCGUGACCACCCGGACGAGUCUCCUCGCCGGCUUCCCGCAUGAUCCCCUGCGGCACCGGUACGCCUUUUUCGAUCCCGCUACCGGAGAAGCUGUGCACGGAAGCGUCAAUGACGGUGGUGGUACAAAGUCGGGUGCCAACACUUUCUCCGGGCCGCCUGAAGAUUCACUCGUCAACGACAUCUUCCUCAAGGACCUCGACAACGACAAAAUGCCCCUCGCAUCGCUCAACACGCUGGGCUACAGCCCCCUCCCCCUAUCAGAAUAUCUCUCCAUCAUAUCCUCUCUCACAUCCUCCUCACAGUCCCCACCAUCAACCCCCAAAACAAUAAUAAUCAGCAUCACCGGCUCCCCAGAGGAAAUUUCAUCCUCCAUCGCACUCAUCUCUUCAUUCUCUCGCUCAUCAUCCUCGUCAUCAUCGUCUUCCUUCCCCUUGGCCAUCGAAAUCAACCUCUCAUGCCCCAACAUCCCCCACCUGCCCCCUCCAGCAUACUCACCCGCCUCGCUAGCGACAUACCUCGCCGCUCUGCCCAGUCCCGACUCAGACAGUCAAAUCCCCAUUGGCAUCAAAAUCCCGCCUUAUACCCACGCAGGCCAAUUCGACGACUUUGUAUCUGCCCUCCUCGGCUCUCACUCCCCAUCAUCACCAGCAGCACCUUCACCUUCAGAUCCAGUCCCAGCAUCGAAAUUAAGCUUCAUAACGGCAACAAACACCCUCGGCUCAUCCCUCCUCCUCGACUUUUCCUUCUCUUCUCCCGAGCCGCCCCUCCCAGACUCAGGCAUAGGCGGCAUGGCCGGCCCGCCUCUCCACCCCCUCGCGCUAGGCAACGUCUCCAUCCUGCGCCGCAGGUUUGAUGCCGAUCCGCGACUGGCACAUCUCGACAUCAUUGGCGUUGGGGGCGUUUACGACAGUCAGGGAUAUCAGCGAAUGCGCAGUGUGGGAGCCAUGGCCGUGGGCAUCGCGACGGCGUUGGGGAGACAGGGCGUGGGCGUCUUUACAUCUAUCGAGAAGGACAUUCAAUCAGCUUGGUAG